Messenger RNA from Archocentrus centrarchus (flier cichlid), 2726 nucleotides. RefSeq names its product DDB1 and CUL4 associated factor 15 (gene dcaf15). The record is from RefSeq and is a predicted model, not a curated record. The coding region runs from base 151 to 2085 and encodes 644 amino acids. Gene Ontology annotation, biological process: protein ubiquitination. The transcript is spliced from 13 exons. NCBI's taxonomy places the organism in Eukaryota, Metazoa, Chordata, Actinopteri, Cichliformes, Cichlidae. Gene Ontology annotation, cellular component: Cul4-RING E3 ubiquitin ligase complex.
ACAGGCACACCUUCGUGGAUGCGGCCGGCCUUACCUUUGUUUGGUAUUUUGAUGGAUGUGAGUACCGGCGAGUGGGGACCGCCCCACGCCGCCCGUGAACCAAUCGGGACGGGCCUGUGACGGGCAACGGGGAACAACAGUUCAGGGGAGAUGGCGCCCAGCUCGAAAUCUGAAAAGGACGAAAGCAAACAGAAAAGCCAGAGAAAGCACAAGGACCAUGUCGUGAAGCUUCUUAUGCGCGGAAAGCUGUCAGGACAGUUUUCUCAGCGCCUGUUCAGGAAGCUACCACCUCGAGUGUGUGUACCUUUAAAGAAUAUUGUCAGCGAGGAGUUCCUGAGAGCAGGACACAUCUUUCUUGGCUUCACCAAAUGUGGCCGCUACGUUCUGUCUUACACCAGUGACUGUGGAGAAGAUGAUGAUUUCUCUUUCUAUACCUAUCAUCUUUAUUGGUGGGAGUUUAACAUGCACAGCAGACUCAAACAGGUCCAUCAUGUGCGACUUUUUGCAGGGGAGGAAAUCUACAGUGACCUGUACCUUACAGUGUGUGAGUGGCCAAAUGAUCAGUCCAAAAUUGUCAUCUUUGGCUUCAAUACACGCAGCUCAAGCUCUGUCCUGAUGAACCUAAUGAUGAGUGAUGAGAACAAUAGAGACAUCUACAUCACCAUCGCCUCCAUGCCACCUCCAAAACCUUGCUCUCACUGCUGUCCUGUUCCCUCAGUCACUACCAUACGUACAGGAAGUGGUGAGUGUCUUGAACAUGGAUAUGUGCUCAACAGCAGGUACCAGGUUGUGUAUCCAUUCCCCACUUUUCAGCCAGCUUUUCAGCUGAAGAAGGACCAGGUCAUUCUGUUAAACACUAGCUACUCUUUGGUAGCCUGUGGCAUCUCAUUCUGCCCAGGUAAACCGGGUCAGUCAUCACAAAUCCUUUACACAAAGAGAGAAGCCCUGUCAAGUCAAGCUUCGGCAUCUCUUUCCUCCUCUUCUUUGGUCUCUUCUUCCUCACUACCUCAGGAAUCUCCCGAAAAUCGACUUCCACCUAUCAGGCCUGCUCCAGUUCCCUUAUCUCCUAGCCAUUCACAAGCAGCAAUGCGAGCCCGGGAGUUUGCUGCUGACCUUUUUAGGCGAGCCCAGGGAGGAGGGAAAAAUGGCGAGGGCCAGGGGGAGAGGAGAGCAUCUGAUGGUAGUGAAAAAGAGGCAGUACAGACACCAGGAGACAAAGGGACUAAUGGAGAGACUAUGAGAGAGGAGGGGGACUGUAAAGAGUUGAGGGUAGAGGAGAGAAGGACUAGUUUACUACAAGCGUUAACCUCAGGUGUUAGCCAUAGUCUGCCACAGGGUUCUGAACAAGUGAUGUCUCCCGCCUCUUCUUCCUCAUCCCCAUCAGCCACUCCGACUCUGUCCUCAUCCCAGGAAGCCAGCGUCAGUGAGCCUGGAUAUGUAAACUACUCACGCCUACACUACUGCCUACAGCAACCAGGGGCAGCAGAGCAAAAUGCAGGAACUACAGGAGGUUAUGAAGAUGAUAAAGUUCAGCUGCCUUUCACAGUCACAGAUCUGAAAGGACGUAACCUGCAGCUGGUUACUGAGCCACACAAUGGACAGAGUGUGUGUGUUGAGCAGCUGACUCUGGACUUUGAGUAUCUUAUCAAUGAGGUGAUCAGGAACGAUGCUGCCUGGGCCACACAGUUCUGCUCUUUUAGUGACUAUGAUGUUGUGAUAUUAGAGGUGUGUCCAGAGACCAACAUUGUGAUGAUCAACAUUGGUCUGCUGUUACUGGCGUUCUCCAACUCAGACGAGGAGCACUGCAGGCCAAACACGUACCAUUCCAACCUCCAGGUUAGCUGGGACCUUAACACGGGUGUGUGUCGCACUGUGGGUGUUGGUGACCUCACAGAAGUCAAGGGUCAGACCAGUGGAACUGUCUGGAGUUCAUACAGGAAGUCCUGUGUGAACACGGUGAUGAAAUGGCUCAUCCCUGAGAGCAGCUCCCGCUACAUCAAUCGCAUGACCAAUGAAGCUCUGCACAAGGGCUCAUCUCUGCAAGUGUUGGCAGAUAGCGACCGAUGUACCUGGAUUGUAUUAUGAAGAAAGAUCUGUAUGUGUUGAAAUAAGAGAAAGAAAAGCACAGACGUACACAUCGACCCGACACCUGCAGUAUCGACCUUAAUUAGAGGCUGCGUUUGUAGCACGUCUUUAAAGCCGAACAAAGAACCAGACGAAAUACUGUAAAGUUUUGUUUUGUUUUGUUUUGUUUUGGGGGGGUGUUUUUGUAGUUGUGUACUGUAUUGUUGCAACAACCAAAACUGAGAGCUGGACUGAACAAAGACUUUACUUUUGCUUUUAUACAUUAAGGCAGUUUUAGUGUGUGUUUGUGUAACUGAAUGUAUGCAAUAUCUGUAUCUGUAUGAUGUCCACAUGAUUAUAGGUGUGUGUGUGUGUGUAAAAUCUGACAGAUUCUGCUGCUUCUAAACACGUUUCUCAUCCAGUCUGGACCAGUUCAGUCCAGCUGUGUGGACUCAUAAGGGUGCAGUAUUUAAAAUUUGAAUAAGUGUACCGCUUCACUUGAUUGUUUCCGUUUUUGUUUUGUUUUUUGAAACUUGUCAGUGGAAGCGGAGGAGGCACCUGUUCAGCUGGCUGCUGUCACAGCAACGAAGUCAGAGUGUAUUCUGUUGGGAUAUUUUGUUUAAAUAAAAUGUUGAAAAGCCUUUAGAGUGUGUUGUGUUGAA